AAAGAAACCAAACCUCAAAUAAUUCAAUCUAACAAUCUCCAAAAUUUCAAGAAGAUAAUUUUCAAGAACUUAAGCAAAAAUUUCAAUGGCAAAAAAAGCAGUGUUGAUUGGAAUCAACUAUCCAGGAACAAAAGCAGAAUUAAGAGGUUGUAUCAAUGAUGUUAAACGAAUGUACAAUUGUUUAAUCAACCGUUACGGAUUUUCUGAGGAAGAUAUAACAGUUCUUAUAGAUACUGAUGAUUCUUACAAACAACCAACUGGUCGGAACAUACGUAAGGCAUUGUGUGAUCUUGUUGGAUCUGCUGAAUCAGGUGAUUAUUUGUUUGUGCAUUAUAGUGGACAUGGUACAAGGUUACCUGCUGAAACUGGUGAAGAAGAUGAUACUGGUUAUGAUGAAUGUAUUGUUCCUUGUGAUAUGAAUCUUAUUACAGAUGAUGAUUUUAGAGAGCUCGUGGACAAAGUUCCUGAAGGUUGCCGGAUUACAAUUGUAUCCGACUCAUGCCACAGUGGCGGCCUCAUUGACAAAGCUAAAGAGCAGAUAGGGGAGAGCCACAAGCAAGGCGAUGAUGACAACGAAGGCCAGGGUUCUCGUUUCGGACUCAAGAAUUUCUUACGCCGAAAUGUUGAAGACGCAUUUGAAUCCCGAGGCAUCCACCUUCCGCGCCGCCACCGCCACCGUGAGGAAGAAGAGGAGAAUUUCCCUGAGAGUAGCGUGAUUGAGACGGAAGACGGGAAUGAAGUCCAUGUGAAGAAUAAAUCCUUGCCUCUUUCCACCCUCAUCGAGAUACUUAAGCAGAAAACCGGUAAGGAUGAUAUUGAUGUUGGGAAACUUAGGCCAACACUCUUUGACGUCUUUGGAGAAGACGCGAGUCCUAAGGUGAAGAAAUUCAUGAAGGUCAUUUUUAACAAACUACAAAAGAAAAACGAGGACGGUGAAGGCAGUGGCGGGUUCUUGGGUAUCGUUGGUAACUUGGCUCAAGAGUUUCUAAAACAGAAACUUGAUGAGAAUGAUGAGAGCUAUGCAAAACCGGCUAUGGAAACACACGUUGGAGGUAAGGAGGAAGUUUAUGCCGGUUCGGGAAAUAGAGGUCUUCCGGAUAGUGGAAUUCUCGUUAGUGGGUGCCAAACGGAUGAAACAUCUGCGGAUGCUACUCCUGCAGGUGGAGAAUCUUAUGGUGCUCUAAGCAAUGCAAUUCAGGAAAUUCUGGCUGAAUCAGACGGUCCAGUCACCUACCAGGAACUUGUUACCAAGGCUAGGAAAAAGAUGAAGAGACAAGGGUUCACUCAACGCCCAGGCCUAUAUUGUGAUGAUUAUCACGUUGAUGCUCCUUUUGUGUGUUAAUUCUGCAGUACGUUUUCUGGUUGCUGUUGAAACACAAGUUUGGUGUUAAUGAGGUGUUAUAGAACAAUAUCCCUUGUGUAUCCGUGUGGAUGUGUGGUUAUUUUGCUCUAUUUUUCAUUUUGGCUGGAGAAUAAGAUAUAAAAGAUUCGCGGUUUUCUGUAUUGUUGUGGAAACUUUGAAUCUGGGAUAAUUAUUUUGUAUACUGAAUGUGUUAUAAUUUAUGUACCAGCAUGUCUGAAUUUUUUA
Messenger RNA from Lycium ferocissimum, 1588 nucleotides. RefSeq names its product metacaspase-4-like. Gene Ontology annotation, molecular function: cysteine-type endopeptidase activity. The transcript has 2 exons. Gene Ontology annotation, biological process: proteolysis. The coding region runs from base 86 to 1342 and encodes 418 amino acids. NCBI's taxonomy places the organism in Eukaryota, Viridiplantae, Streptophyta, Magnoliopsida, Solanales, Solanaceae. The record is from RefSeq and is a predicted model, not a curated record.